This is a messenger RNA of Cotesia congregata, 681 nucleotides long. NCBI's taxonomy places the organism in Eukaryota, Metazoa, Arthropoda, Insecta, Hymenoptera, Braconidae. The record is from the annotation of a GenBank genome assembly.
AUGGGUGAGAUGAUAGGAGAUCUGGUGAUGCCUGGUGAUAUUAUAAAAAUAACGACAGAAAAACCAAAAGAAAAAAUAGUCCUUGGGCCAGGAUUGAGACGUGAUGGUGACAUUGUUUAUUCAUGUAAAGCUGGAGUUUUAAAAAAACGUACGACUAUUUAUUAUGUAGAUACACGUGGUGAAAACGUGGUAGGAAUAAUAACCCAAAAAGCAGGUGAUAUAUUCAAAGUUGACAUCGGAGCUAGCGAUCAAGCUGCGUUGCCCUAUCUAGCUUUUGAAGGUGCCAGCAAGCGUAAUCGUCCUGAUGUACAGAUUGGAGAUAUUGUGUUCGCUAAAUUGUUGAUUGCGAGCAAGGAUAUGGAACCAGAGUUAGUUUGUGUAGAUUCACUGGGUAAAAAAGGCAAACUGGGUGUCUUGGGACCCGACGGAAUGCUGUUUACAUGUUCGCUGAGUCUUGUCAGGAAGAUACUGAGCCCUAAUAAUCCUUUCUUUGAGGCAUUCGCCAAGGAACAACCGUAUGAAAUUGCUGUGGGCAUGAACGGAAGAAUUUGGAUCAAAGCUAGGUCAGUCAAAGAAACUAUCGCGCUGGCUAAUGCGAUUUUGGCUGCUGAGUAUACAAGUAAUGACCAAAUUCAGAAACUGUGUGAUAAUAUUGCUCAGACUGUAUUCAUUAAUUAUUAA